Hydractinia symbiolongicarpus is the source of this 1421-nucleotide messenger RNA. RefSeq lists its product as uncharacterized. Bases 177 to 1166 code for a protein of 329 amino acids. Gene Ontology annotation, biological process: potassium ion transmembrane transport. The record is from RefSeq and is a predicted model, not a curated record. Lineage: Eukaryota; Metazoa; Cnidaria; Hydrozoa; Anthoathecata; Hydractiniidae. The transcript has 7 exons. Gene Ontology annotation, molecular function: delayed rectifier potassium channel activity; ligand-gated monoatomic ion channel activity. Gene Ontology annotation, cellular component: voltage-gated potassium channel complex; membrane.
AUUUCUUUUUCCUAUUAGAUUUUCUGAAGGAAAUUCUAAUCGAACACUGCUGCCUCGGCUGUAAUAACAUUACCUUUCUCCCAGCGCUUGGUGGGAUAGAAAAGUUUGUAACCUACUUAUCCAAUAACAACACUGCUGAUAUUGUCCUACCUGUUGAAAAUGGACGGCAUGCUUCCAUGUUUUAUGGCAAUCCCUACAUCUCUCUCAUACAGAUAUCAAAAGUGUUAUUUAUUAGAAAAGGCAAAAAAGUUGCAAAUUCAGAUCUUCUUGAACCCUUGCUGGACAGUACACUAUCAACAUGGCCCCUUGCUGUUAUAGCGAUUGCUAUGGCAGUAUGUGCUGGUACAGUCAUCUGGAUGAUGGAUACGUGGUUUAACCGUCAUCAAUUUCCUAGAAGUUUUCCAAAGGGACCGUUUGAAGGAUUUUGGUGGGCAUUCGUUUCCAUGACAACAGUGGGAUACGGUGAUCGUACACCACAUUCAGUGGCGGCAAGAUUAUUCGCUGUCUGUUGGAUUUUCAGUGGAAUCAUUGUUUUUAAUAUGUUUACUGCGGCUAUAACUUCUUCACUUACCCUCGCAAUGAAAGAUAAUGAUGAUUUUAAUGUUUACAAAGAAACUGUAGGAGUGUUGGGCCAUUCAACUGCGACAAAUGUUGGUGUACUUCAAGAAAAUGCGAAACCAAAAUAUUAUGAAAGCAUCGAUAUGCUGAUCUCCGCUUAUGAAAAGAAGGAGAUAUACGCAAUGGCAAUGGAAGAUCUUGAGGCAUUUCAUUACUUAGAAGAGGUGAAACAACAUGAUUCCUCAUUCAAUGUAAAGAUGACAACAAAAUUGGAACAUAACGCACUUGGGUUGGUUAGCAAUUCCAACAUUAUAGGCAUGCUGAAAACAUUUUUUGAGGCGAAUCAAGAUAGCAGAAGUAUAAUGACUGGACGAUCGUUGUAUAUGGAUUUUUAUGAUUCGAAUUUUUCUAAAUACAAGAUUCAACAUCAACACAGCUCUCCCUUCUCAGCGACGCACUACACAUUUUACAUCACCGUUGGUACAAUGUUUUCUUUUUCGCUGGCCUGUAUUUUAGUCAAUCUUUUGAUCACAUCCAAACGAUGUCCAUGUAAAAGAAAUACCGAAGUGAUUACUCAACAGGAGCGCCACACACAUUUCAACAUGUAGUACCUAUCGCUUCAGAUUGUCAGUUUUGAGAUUAACAGUAAACUUCUUGUUAAGUUCUUGGACUUCUGUGGAAACACGACAUGUUAAAGCGAAUUACUUGAAAUUGUAUUGUAUUAUAUAUAGUAUACCAAAAUAAUAUAAUAACAGGGUCUGUUACGAAAUUUAAAAGUUCAUCAGUGGCUCUAAAGGCAAUACAUUUGUUCUCAUGAAAAAAAAUUUUUAACAAAAAGUGAACACAAAAUUUGAAUUUGUUUU